AUCUCAUCUACCCCUGUAUUAUCCUCCACCCCUUUUAUUGUUUCUUGGUGAACCUCAUUGAUUAUUAGGCCCUUGUUAGAAAUUUCAAAUUUGUGACCUUUACUUAUAUAUUUGAAGCCAUGGAACUUAGUAAAUCAGAAUUAGAGGAGAGGAUGAAAGUGGUGACAAUGGGGACAAGAGAAAAUGAAGAUGAAGAAGUGGGUGACACAUUUGCAGAGAGAGCUGAGUCUUAUUACCAAAAGAGGCCUCAGUUACUUACCCUUUUGCAAGAUUUAUACAAUGGCUACAUCACUUUAUCUGAUAGGUACAUUCAAACACUUGCAAAGCAGAAACAACAUCACCACCACCACCAUAGCAGGCACUCUUCACAGGUUUCAACACUUGAUGGAGGAGGGUUUUCUGACCAAGAAGAAAGUAGCAUUGGUGUAACAAGCAAUGUUGAUUAUUCGGAUACCGAAAGCGCAAUCUCGUACCAACCACAAUCCAAUGUGGUGAAGUUGAAGCAUGGGAGUCCAAUUCUUGAUCUUGAUGUCAUUGUUGCGGAGCUUGUGAUGAAGAAUGUGGAGUGUGAUGUGAUGGUUCAUGAGGUUGGUGCAAUGGAGAGGAAGUACUGCGAAUCGUCGCGGAAGAACGAGCUUCAGAAGAGUCUACUUGAGGUUUUGGAGUCUGAGAGGCAUGUUUUGUUGAAUGAGAAUGCUAGUUUGAGUUAUAGGGUGAACACAUUGGUGGAGGAGAACAAGGAGCUGGUGUCUGAAUCGGCUUUCGUGAAGCGCAAGGCAGGGGAAUUGGCCAAAUGUGUGCUCAAGAUGAGGGAGGAUCAUAGAGUGUUUAUGCUGCAUAGGAAGAUUGAGGAUCUUCAGGCUCAGAUUCAUGGAUUGGAGAAGAGGAACAAAGAGUAUUAUGAAAGGCUUCUCAAGAGAGAUAACAACAAUGAUGUUGGUGAUCAUGGAGUAUGCAAAGGGAAUAAGAACAAUGAUGUUGGUGGCAAUGGAAUAUCUUUGGAGGUUCGUGUUCUCAGAAGGUUCAAGUGGAAAGAUGUUGGAAGUGUUUCUUCUUCUUCUACUGGUUCUGUUUCUGGAAGGAGUUUUGAUGAUCUGAAUAAGAAUAAGAAUAAGAAAGGAACUAGUUUAUGGAAGAAGCUCAAGAACAUGGACUUCAUUCUCUGUGGGAUGAAUCCAGCAUGUGCUUGAUCCCAAGCUUUUUACAGGUGCCAUUGGUUUUUGUUUUUAUUUUCGUUUUUCAUUUUCAGUUUUUCUGGUUUCAAAAUUCUAUGAAGGAAAAAGAGAAAAAAAAUAUUUCAAUUGUUUUUUCUUUUUUUCUUCGAUAAAUUUUGAAAAUAGAAAAUAUUAAAAAUGAAAAAUAGAAAAUAAAAACGCAAAUUUAAUGCAAUUAUUGACCUAAUAUAGUUUCUUAUGAUUUAGAAACUAUAAUCUUAGAGACUGGUUUGAUAGCUUACUUAGAAUCAAAUAUGUAUACUUUUUAGUUCUUUUACUAAAAGUUAUGUACUUAUUAGUGUUAACAAGCCUUGGUGUAUAUUCCAAUGUGAGGUCUAUGAGUACCUCUUAGCUAAAGCUAAUCCUUAAUUAUUAAACUAAUUGUAGAUUA
Molecule: messenger RNA, 1605 nt
Organism: Arachis stenosperma
Lineage: Eukaryota; Viridiplantae; Streptophyta; Magnoliopsida; Fabales; Fabaceae
Product: kinase-interacting family protein-like
Exons: 2
Coding region: 120-1190 (356 amino acids)
Molecular function (GO): actin binding
Source: RefSeq, a predicted model, not a curated record